This is a messenger RNA of Chlorella variabilis, 1218 nucleotides long. RefSeq lists its product as hypothetical. The record is from RefSeq and is a predicted model, not a curated record. NCBI's taxonomy places the organism in Eukaryota, Viridiplantae, Chlorophyta, Trebouxiophyceae, Chlorellales, Chlorellaceae. The transcript has 11 exons. Bases 1 to 1218 code for a protein of 405 amino acids.
AUGAGGGCCUGCACGGCGUUUGCCCUGCUGGCGCUGCUGCUGGCAGCCGCCCUGCCGGCCAAGGGCAGGGAGGUGCCGGGGGCGCCCGCCGCGCGCCGCCGCCUGCUCCAGAGCGCCCGCGCCGAGGCCAUCGCCUCCGCCGUCGCCUCCGGCAACACCAACGCCGCCGCCAGCGCGAUCGCCGAGGCGGCUGCUUCCGGGGACAGCGAUGCCAUCGCCCAGGCCACCGCCAUCGCCGCCGCCUCGGGCAACAGCCAGGCGCUGGCGCAGGCGGCGGCGGAGGCCACUGGGCAAGGCGCCAGCGCAGAGGCGGUGGCCUCGGCCAUCAGCGAGGGUUCAGGCGGUACCGUGGACCCCGGCAGCCUGUCCUCCGGCAAUGCGGGCGCCAUCUCCUCCGCCAUCAACUCGGGAGUGGGAUCCUGCUCCUCCAGGGCCUCAUCCUCCGCCGGCGGCUUCAGCGAGCAGGCCACCGCCGUCAGCGAGGCUGUGGCCAGCGCCGUGGCUAACGUGUGCGGCGGCGGCGACGCCAACGCGCAGGCCGAGGCGUCCGCGCAGGCCACGGCCCGGGCCACCGCCACCGCCUUUGCCGAGGCGGCGGCCGAAGUGCAGUCCUCCCCAGGGUGCAGCGGCUGCGCCAGCGCCAGCGGUACAGCUUCCGCCGUGGCCACCGCUCUGGCCAAGGCCUCCGCCCAGGCCUUUGCCUCCGCCGCCUCCUGCUGCCCCAACAACGCCCAGGCCAUCGCCAGCGCCCUGGCAGAGGCAGUGGACACCCAGAUCGCCACCGCCACCGCCUCCGCCGCCGCCGACGCGUGCGCCAGCGGCGGCGGCAGCGCCUCCGCCAGCAGCUCCGCCAUCUCCACCGCCGUGGCUGAGGCGACUGCCAGCGCCUAUGCCAACGCCUUUGCCCAGCUCAGCCAGUGCCGCGCCCAGGCGGGCGCCGGCGGCGGCGCCACUGCCGGCGGCGGCCAGGCCCCGACCACCGGCGGGCAGACCCCCACCACCGGCGGCGGCGGCACCCAGGCGGGCGGCGGCGGCGGCCAGGUGCCCAAGUGCUUUGGCUUUGUGCGCGACCAGUGCUGCAAGAACGCCCCCGACCGCUGCGUGUGCGCCGGCAACUCCAACCAGCGAUGCCAGUUCGGCAAGGCCAGCUCCAGCCCGCUCACCUACGGCCCGGUGUUCCAGAACAACGUGCAGCAGAGCGGGCGCUGCCAGUGCUGA